Messenger RNA from Alternaria ventricosa, 1029 nucleotides. RefSeq lists its product as uncharacterized. Gene Ontology annotation, molecular function: nucleotide binding. The record is from RefSeq and is a predicted model, not a curated record. NCBI's taxonomy places the organism in Eukaryota, Fungi, Ascomycota, Dothideomycetes, Pleosporales, Pleosporaceae. The transcript is spliced from 2 exons. The coding region runs from base 1 to 1029 and encodes 342 amino acids.
AUGGGAUCGCUCAUCAACGACCCAUCCAUCGACUGUAUAUACAACCCCCUCCCCAACGGCCUCCACUACAAAUGGACGCUCGCGGCCCUCAAAGCAGGAAAACACGUCCUACUAGAAAAACCCUCCGUCUCCAACGCACAAGAAGCACGCUCUCUUUUCCACCACCAAAUCCUCAAUGCUCCGAACGCUCCGAUCCUUGUUGAAGCAAGUCACUAUCGCUUCCACCCCGCCUGGCAUGUCUUCCUGUCGCAAUUCGAUGAGCAAAACAUAGAGAAAGCGAGUGCCCGCGCUGGAGUGCCCAAAGGAGGUAUCCCAGCGACGGACAUCAGAUUCGAGUACGAUCUUGCGGGCGGUGCUGCAAUGGAUCUAGGACAUUACACCCUCUCCGCGCUACGAGGCGUCUUUGGAACUGAGCCCGCAGAAGUUACUUCAGCGAUACCUCGUCUCAUACACGCACCUCACGACCAGCGCUGCGACCAGGCCAUGGAAGCCACCUAUACUUUUCCUAAUGGCGGCACUGGUCACGUUUCAGCGGAUCUGGGUGCUCGGGGUGGUUAUUGGUUUCCAUGGUUGACAUCAAACUGGCCCAGUUUCCGCGAUCUGCUCGCCUGGAUCUCUGUGACUCUGCAUCCUGAGGAUCUUGGUGUGGAAAACGGUCUGCGAAAGUCUAGUCAGAAGAUAAUUGUCUUCUCGGGUUUCAUGAGUCCGCAUGCGUAUCAUCGUAUCGACAUUACCACUACGACCACCCUGCACGAACUUGCAUCUGGCAAAAUUGUCAAAGUUGAAAAGAACACCGAAUACAAAACAGCGUACAAAUGGCCAGAGGGCAUGGGUGGCGAAGAAAGGGGACAGGAUUGGUGGACGUCAUAUCGGUACCAACUCGAGGAGUUUGUGAAUAGGGUUAAGGGUAGAGAGGGGAGUGGUGCUUGGGUGGACGGCGAGGAGAGUGUUAGGCAGAUGGAAGCUACGGAUCGGACGUAUGAGAGAGCGGGUAUGGCGGUUAGGCCUACGAGUGUGGAGUUGGAGUGA